GUUGGUACUACUGUGUGGUAUGUGGGAGGUACUUCACUGCACAUAGUUGCUGCAGCACUAAUAGUUGGCAGCACAGAAGGCAGUACAAAGAGUACAACUGGAGACACUUGCAGUUGCAAGUUUCCUUAGAGGCUGUGGCAUGCUCAGUGAGCUGCAGGGGCACUCUGAUAUGUUCAGCUAUGUGGAGAAGUAGGAAUUCCAGCAGGCUUUAACGAACAGAUGUAGGCUACUAGCUGAGAGGUAGAACAGCAUAGCUCAGGCUGGCUAAAAACCAGUACUCAUCCUGCUAUGUAAACAAAACAAGAUCUUAGUAUCAAGAUGGCCGACCUGGAAGUCUACUUGUAGCUCAUAAUACUUAUGCAAAUGAGCUGCAUGCCAGUGGCUUACUCAGAGGAGGAAGCUCAUUUUGCACGUGCCAUCUUUCCACCAGGUGCUUGUUGACCUCGACCCCGACUUUACGCGGUAGUAGUGUGCUGUGAGAUCAGAAGUCCUGUAAGUCCAAAGUGACUUCGAAAUGGCUGCACAAAGGAGAGCUGCUUACGAGGCAGACUUUAAAUUGAAAGCAAUCAACUACGCAAAAGAACAUGGAAAUAGAUCUGCAGCUAGAGAAUUCAACAUUAAUGAGUCCAUGGUGCGCAACUGGAGAAAGCAAGAAGAUAACCUACGUCUUGUAAAGAAGACGAAGAAACGUUUCAGCGGCCGUAAAGCAAGAUGGCCGCAAAUAGAAAACAGACUUAACCAAUGGAUUUUGGAACAAAGAGCAGCUGGCAGAAGUUUCUCAACUGUCGCUAUUCAGAUACAAGCCAAAGCGAUUGCACAUGAAAUGAAUAUCAGUGAAUUCAAAGCGGCGCCUUCUUGGUGCUUCCGUUUCAAGAAGCGACAGCAGCUCUCUAUCCGUACAAGGACGACAGUGUCUCAGGAGUUGCCAGCGGAUUACGAGGAAAAUUUUAAAAUUUCUGACCACUUAUAUCAAAAUUGCUAUGGAGGAUUUCAACUGAAAACUGCUUUUUAUGAACCACUACUUAAAAGGGCUAAGAUGGAUAGCACAGAGGAGCCUCAGAAAAAAGUCUUUAAAGCACGAAAAACAAUGAGAGUAAGUGAUCGGCAGCAACUUGAAGCUGUCUAUAAAGUUAAAGAGGAGUUAUUGAAGACAACUGAAGUGAAACUCGUAAAUGGAAAUGGAAAACAUGAGAAUGGAGAUUCUGAUAUAAAUUCCCUUUUAAGCAAUACAGACUGUACAGAAGACAAGAAAGAAGUUAAUGGCAUGGUUGACUUGUGCGUUAACUCUGAAGAAGGAAAAACAGCUUGUGAUGAAAUUAGUGAGACCAAAAGCCCUGAAAGUAGGGCAGGAAACAUACUAAGUGACAAAGAAUCCAAACCUCUAAUGCUGUCUUUAGAAAAUGUUACUCCUGAGCAAGCUAAAGAAACUGAUGCUGCAGUAGAAUGUGAGGCUGAAAAUGGAGUUGGUAGCAGUAAAGAUAAUCUCCAUGAAGAAAAUAAUAGAAACAAUAAUUUGGACCAAAGAAAGAAUGAUAUCCCAUCGGAAGGUGAAAGUAAAUCAGUCUGUGAUAUUAGUGACUCUCCUGAAGAGAAGGUAGAAACAAACGAUUUACUUGUUAAUUCUAGUUCCUCUGGUGAGGGAGAGAGGACUGAAGAAGUAGCUGUUGAAGAGGUGGUUGGAGAAGCAGCCAUCUCUAGCAGUAUGGAAGCUGAUGAGGAAAAACAAGAAGACAGUACAGGACUUUCAGAAACCACUACUUCGAAGAUAAUGGAUGAACCAAGUCAAAGUAGCUUAGACAAUACUGAGUGUAUGGAAACAGAUGACAUUAUUCCAAUUUUGGAAAAACUAGCACCUGCUGAAGAUGAUCUGAGCUGUUUUUCUAAAAGUUCUCUACUUCCAGUGGAUGACACAGUCCCUGACUUAGAAGAGAAAAUAGACAACUGUUUGGGUUCACCAUCCAAGCAGGAAAGCAAUGAAAAUCUGCCAAAAGAGGCUUUCUUAGUACUGUCUGAUGAAGAGGAGCCCUGUGAUGAGAAGGAGGAACACGUUGAAGUGGUACUACCAAACAAGUCAAGUCUUCCAGAAGAGGUAGAGGUGGAGAGCAAAAAGGAGUAUGAAGAUAAAGAAGAGGUCCACAAAGAAGAAGAGAAACAAAUAGAGAAAAGUGAAGCAUCAAAGAGAAAGCGUUCCAAAUCUGAGGACAUGGACAAUGUUCAUUCUAAACAUCGUCGGUACAUGGGAGAAGAUUAUGAAGCAGAGCUCCAAGUAAAAAUUACAACCAGAAAGGAUGUUGACCUAAAAUUACAAAAGAUUAUCCAGAGACUGUUGGAAGAAAAACUUAACGCUUUACAGUGUGCUGUAUUUGACAAGACUCUGGCAGACUUGAAAACUCGAAUGGAGAAAGUAGAAUGCAACAAGAGGCAUAAAACUGUGCUUACUGAAAUGCAGACUAAAAUUGCAAGAUUGACAAAGCGGGUUGGAGCAGCCAAGGAGGACUUGAAGAAGAGACAGGAAAAUGUGGCAAAUGUACCUGUAUCUCCAGGGAGAGCAGCACCUGUAUCUCCAGGGAAAGCAGCACCUGACACUGCAAACAUAAACAAUGCCACGUAUCGAAAUGCUGGCACAGUGAGGCAAAUGCUGGAGUCCAAGAGGAAUGUCGGAGAGAGCACACCAGCAACUUUUCAAGCUCCUGUGAAUCCAGUGCCUGCUUCCAGUCUUGCUGCUCCUCCAGCAGUUGCCAGUGGACAUCCUAAGCUUCAGACUCCAGUGUCCUCCACCAGCUCUUUGACAACAGCAGUGCUUCCCACAGCUAACACAGCUACAGUUGUAGGCGCUAACCAGGUGCCCACUGGCAGCACUCAGUCAGUGUCUGUCUCAUUGCAAUCUUUGCCUGUAAUCCUGCAUGUACCUGUGGCAGUGUCAUCCCAGACUCAGCUUCUGCAAGGUCACACAGGGACUUUGGUCUCUAACCAGCAGUCAGGCAACGUUGAAUUUAUAUCUGUACAAAACUCAUCUACAGUUGGUAGUCUUACCAAAACUACAAUGUCUUUGGCAUCAACUAGCGCAACUAAACCAAAUACCAUCCCACAUGUGCCCAGUCCUGGUAUCCAAAGGAACUCUACAGCCAGUGCUGGGUCAAUAGGCACAACGUUGGCAGUACAGGCUGUUCCUUCUACACAUCCUGUUACCCAGACCACAAGGACUUCUUUGCCCACAGUGGGUACUCCAGGACUUUAUAAUGCGACCUCCAGUCGAACACCCCUACAGAUGAAGGUUCCUCUCACUGCAUUUAGUAGUACAGCUCCUACUGAACCACCCACUGUUGCAGCACCCAAGAUUGAAAACCAGACAAGCAGGCCACCAACAGAUACUUCGGCAAACAAGCGACCUGCUGAGGGAACAACACAGCAGUUGAAACAGGAAGAGACUUCAUCAGAAAAUAAAGAAGCAGUAGAAGCAGCACAGACGAAUUUUAACUUCCCUGAGGAUGUCCUCUUUGGCUUGGAGGAAGAGGAAGAAGAUGCUAAGAGCAUCAAAAACACCCACAAGCAGACUGGAUGGGCAGCUAACCUAUUAAAACAGUGGCUGGCCAAAAAUGGCAAGGAUCCUAGCUUUGAAUUGGUCCCAGUAAGUGAACUGAAUGAUAUCUUAAGAGAGUUUUAUUACACAGUAAGAAAUCAUGAUGGAAAUACCUACAGUGUGGCAAGCUACAAGUCAAUGCGUGCCGGCUUAAACCGGCAUCUCAAAAUGCCACCUUACAAUCGUCAGAUUUGCUUAAUGAAGGACAAAGAGUUUGCCAGUGCAAACAUGGUGUUUGUGAGUGUGCUGAAGAUGCUGCGCAUGCAGGGGAAGGAUGAGACUCACCACCAUCCUCCUAUAGCUGCUGAGGACUUGCGUAAGAUUAAGCAAUCUGGUGUGCUGGGUUUGCACAGUCCCCUGGCACUUGUCAACAAGGUGUGGUUUGAUUUGCAGUUGCAUUUUGCCAAGCGAGGGAGGGAAAUUCUAAGAGAUCUGGCUCCAGAUGCAUUUGUUGUUGAGAAGGACAAGAACGGGCGUCGAUACGCUAUGUUUAGAUAUCCUGGCAAAGGCAAAAACGGAGAAGAUCCUCAUAAAAUGGGUAAAAUGUAUGAUAUGCCUGGGGACCCAAACUGUCCUGUUUUUUCCUUGGAGCUUUAUUUGUCCAAGUUGCCUCCAGAGCCCCCUGCCUUUUACCUGCACCCUCUAAAGCUAACGUCAGAGCAAAUGCAAGAGCAGCCUGUCUGGUACAAAAGAGAACCAAUGGGUGUGAACUACCUGGGUACCAUGAUGCCCAGGAUUAGUGUGGCAGCCAGGCUCUCUCAGCGGUACACCAAUCAUUCUCUCCGAACUACCACCAUCCAGCUACUCUGUGAAGCAGGACUGGGGCCUAGGGAAAUAAUGGCAGUGACAGGACAUCGCUCUGAGUCUGCUAUUAGGCACUACUGGGGAUCUGCAGAGGUUCGCUACAGGGCCUGGUCAGAUAUAAUAGAAAAUAAUGCCCCCAAUUAUCGAUACAGCAAGAUCCCAAAUGAAGUGGUAAAAGAAUCAGUAUCUGGUGCUUCCACCUCUUCUGUAAAACGUGUUGUUCUAGAACAAAACAAAAUUGUAUUCCCUACAAAAUCUGUGGUGCCACCUGGCACUGCCUCUGUGGCUUUAGUCCCUGAGGUAAACCCAGCACUGAACUGCAAAAGCCCAGUCCUGUUGAACCGCAGUUUGUCCAAGGUGUUUCUCCCCAAGAGCAUGACCAGUGGGAACCUCACUGCCGGUCCCCUUCAAGGCUGUUGUAGCAAACCUGUCUUUAUAAAGCGUGCGAUAAAACAAGAACCGAUGACUUGAUACUUCUGUAACAGAACUGAUUUCAGAUGAAUUGCUAAAAUGAAAAAAUUACCUGAUUUGUUUUUUAGUUGGUUUACAAAGGAAAUUUCUUACGGUCUAAUUCAGCAAGAAGUAUUCUGUUCUCAUUUGAGAUGUGAGCUAUGGAGCAGAAAUUUAAACAGAGCAGGGCUUGGCGUUUGUAUGACUUUUUGUGGCAGCUGGGACUCUUCCAAGCGGCUGAGCAGAGCUAUUUAAAAGACAUUCAAGGGAGAUAUUGAUUUCCACUUAGCUGAAGAUAUGCUUUCUUCACCAAGACUGUGGCUUUUAUAUUUUGUGAAGAGUAUUAUUUAUCAUACCAUUUUGUGCCUGCUGGCACUAAUGUAGCAUCUUACAAAUCAAAUACUUGAUUACUGAAUAGCACCAAGAAAGUAGAAGCUGAAGGAAAUAGACACAGAUGCACUACAAAUAUAUAUAUACGCAUGAAAACACCUGGAUUUGCUUAACCACUGUCACCCUCUGUUCAAAUUGUUAUCAGACCUUCCAGAGGACUGUGCCUUUAUUUUUUUUCAAGCCUUCUUCUAAAUUGAUUUUCUCAGUGAGCUGCAGAUUUGCAUUGCAGGUCUUUCAUUUCCCUAUUUAAUAUUUUUUGCUUAAGAUUCCAGUCCUUCUGUUCUCUGAGGGCACUAUUGAUAUGUGUGGUAUUAAAAUUGGGAUCUCUUUGGUUUUGCAUGAAAUGGGGAAAGCAUUCUCAAAAGAGCUGAAAACAAUUUCUUGCUUAAAUGCCAGGUAAUUUGUGUGUGUGUUGUCUCUGUGCUUAACUUGUGAGAGUUGGUUUUUUGUUUUGUAUUUCCUCCUACCAACCCCCUUCAUGACAUGCCAUGUCAUCUUUGCACUCUAGUCUUUGUCAGUAUAUGUAAUUCACAAGAAAUACAUCUUGUUCUUCCCCAUUGAACCCUGUCCAAAUACUAUUUUUGGUUUUAAUUUCUUCAGAUUAGUAAACUGGUCCUGUCAUUAUCUUUUCUGUAGAUUUUUACAGGUUAGAAAUUCUCAACAUAGUGGAUGUGAAUAAUUUUCAUCAUAGAGUUUGACAAGAGAUCUUUCUGUAAAUAAAAAUAGAAAGCUGGUUAUAGAAUAACAGAUUGAUUGGUCCACUUUAGAAGAAGAAACAGUGUAGCAUUUAAAACUGUUUUCCAUUAUAUUAACAAUGAAAUAUAAAUUGCUUUGUCCUUUUCAAAUGUGUGUACACACAUGCACUUCACACUCACGGUUUAUCACACUAAGGACUUCACUUGAAGUGUUGAUGUUGCUCAACGAUGGACAAAACAGAGGAAAUAUCAGUUGAAAUGACCAAUUGACCAUGCUCAACUCUUAAUUCUGUGGAGAACUUCUCUUGCUGGGAUAGACUCAGAUUUUGAACGAGGUUUAUCACUCUGUUACAGUGUAUAGUCGAUAGAGACACUGCUGCAGUCUAUACAGAGGACUUGAUGCCUGAAUUUUGGAGUUUUUAUCUUGGCUGAUAAUAUUUACCUUUGUGGCUUUGCAUAGAUUAUUCAUACUUAACUGCAUCAAUUUUCCAAAGUGUAAGACCAACACAGUGCUCUGUUUUCUAAUGGAUGAUGACAACGGUUAAAAGGUUCUAAAAGUUCUUUAGUGAUCUAAAACUCGACAGCGGUUAAAAGGUUCUAAAAGUUCUUUAGUGAUCUAAAACUCGACAGCGGUUAAAAGGUUCUAAAAGUUCUUUAGUGAUCUAAAACUCAUCAAUGAUUGAGAUAGUUGAUCACAUGUAAUUGUUAAUCUAGAAAUUACUUCUGCACAGUCUUACUUCCUUAGUAGGAGUGUUAAUUAAUGACAUCAAUGACUAGAGUAAAGAAAGCAUGGAUCAUUUUGUCAAACCUAAAGUAAAUCAAUUAGAGCUGGUAGACAAAGGGAUCCUUUCAAAUGGUGAGAAGAACAAGUGAAAAAACAAAGGGCAAAUAGUUCUCAAAAUGUAGGAGAACUGUGCAGUAACUUUUUCUAGGAUAUUUUAGGGUAACAUAGAUUUCUAAAUUUAAGGGAUAUUGUCAUUGAACAUUUAUGCUCCAGAAACAAAAAAAGUGUGUUGUCAGGAGAUGAUUCUGUGUUCCCUGUUGCUGCCUACUGUGGUCAUACGACCAGAUGCCUUGCUCUGGUUCUAACUGCAUCUGAGUUACUUAGGGCAACAGCAAACUGCUGAUGGCUUCAUUCUUCAACACAAGUCUAGUUGGUGAUUAAAAUAGAAAAAGGGACUCUCUUGGCCAAUCUUGGCAUGUCUCAUUCUUUUUGAUUAUCAUUUGGCUUCUAACCUGACUUCCAUUCUGUUGGCUUAUAAUUGGGCAUUUCUGGAUUCUCAUUUGUUAAAUUUUAACUUUGUUGGCACCAACUGUGCAGUGUCCUUUUACCAGCCUCAGUUUGAACUUCAAAGCUGCUGACUGCAGUAUUACUACCUUCUGGGGUUUUGUAUGCGAGAAUUUUAUUUUUUUUUAAAUGAGAAAGUAUUCCUCCUUUGGCCUGGAAGUAUUAUUGCUUCACAAGACCUGGGAUUAUUAUUUACUAAGCUUUCUGGUAAACUUUGAAUUAUUGCUGAUUAGUGGAACAUCUUUCUACUGGAAAAUCUUUCUCCUGUAUUUUUCCACUGUAAGUGAAUCUGUUUGGUGAAACAACAGUUUAAGUAUAGUGUGUUUGUCUAAACUUAGAUUUAUACUUUGGCUGCAAAUUUAAUGUUAGAUCGCGAGUCAUUUAAAAUUCACUUAAAAAAAUCCGAAUAUAACAUACAUUGUUUGAAAGAAAUUUAUCUUCCAUGAUUCUUGAAUUUUCCAAUUAGAUCGUCUCCUAAAAUAAGACUGUUUAAUUUCAGUUGCAAAAAAAUCCCUAAAAAGCAGAACCAACCAACCAACCAAAAACCCCCCAAAAAAAACCACUGAAACCUACCAACAAAAAACGAAACAAAAGCCAAACCAAACAAACAAAAAGCAAACCAGCACUUGGACAAAGUCAGCUAAAUUAAUGCUGACUGCUAUGUUAUUGAUUAAAUUCCAUUUUCUUUGAUGGUGAUGACCUUGAAAACAGUGGAGAAUGACUGGUUUCUCACAUAAUGCUUCCAUAAAUUAAUUUUUGCGUCUCAUUUUCAUAAUUCAACUUUGGUACUAGUGUUGUGAAUAUAGAACUUGUUUUCCCCGUGUUUUCCUGUGAAGUUUGGAAAUCUCAGCUGUUACUUUAAGGGGUACUCUAAUUACUUUUUGUUUUUAUGAAGUUGGCAUGGUAUCUUAAAGUAUGUUAAAUUUUCUUUGCUUAUGUGCACCUUCUCUGUACCAUGUGAAGAGCUCCACUGUCACACCGUCAAAUACCUGAAGGCAUUGGAAGGAUGCUUUGAAACUGAAUUUCUUCUUGGGUUUGUUGUGAUUUUAGUCUAGUACCUCUGGUUAUCUUGAGCUGAACAGCUUCUCAGUAGUUGCUGUUUAGGUCAGUAUAGUCAGAGUUUUCAGUAUGCAGCUUGGAUGUAUGAUUUUGCUCUAUGACUGUUUCUUCUUUUCAGCCUUUCUGUGCUUCUUGCUCCAAAAGGAGUGUCUGCAGGGAUGUGGAAGGGACAUCUUACUACUUGUGUUAGUCUUUCAUCUUCAGUUUUUUUCUGUGUACACAGAAAUUUAAGGGUUGUUAUUUGGUCCCAGUCAUUUUACCAAUGGCUAUUCCAGUGCCUCGGGUCCUUGAGUUGCGUUUCUGAAGGCAUGACAAGCACUUUUACUGUAUUGGGGCAAAUGUUAUUGUUACAGAGGUAAAGGCAUUUUUCAUUAUAUAGCAAAUCUUUAGAAUGGUUUUAAAGUAUUUUAGUAUGAAUCCCAGUUAUAAAUACAGUAUUUAUAUAUAUUAUCUAUUAUAUAUAAGCAUAGCUAUGGUAUACUGAGAGAACUAUGGAAGUAGUUUUAUUACACUGUAACAUAAAGUAACAGUGAACAAAUCUUAACAGGGUUUGAUGUGCUGAAAAUGUCUGGCCUAAUUCAAUCUUCAAGAAUGUUUGCAUUCUAUUUAUUAAAACACCAGGUCAGGUGAAUAGUCUUUAUUUCCCCUGUUCCCUACUUCAUGAGCCCCUUAUCCUCUUCAGGAGUAAAUCUGUUUUUCAGUCUAAAUUUCAUCUGUGCAUUUCACUUUAUGGCUACUAUUAGUUUAUUAAGUGAAAGUCCACCAGUGUUCUAUCCAUUUCCCAUUGUUUCUGACAUAGCUUGAUUUCUUUGGUUGAGCUACAGUUUAAUUUAAACUUUUGCUUACUAUUUGGAAAUUCAUCUGGUAAAACAUUAAUAAAGUACAUUUAUAACUCCUAUCUCUUUACUCUGCAAUGUGUAACAAACUUUUUGAGUGUCUGUUGGGAAAUAAUGUGAGCAAAGUGGUUAUGUCAACUUACAAUUUAUAAGCAGCUUUUAAUUCUCUGUUGUUGAAGCAUUAUUGAUGAAUGUUUCCUUGCAUUUCAUGGUUUUGUCACCCAAAAUAAACCUAUAUAGUUAUAUAUGUAAAAUGGGCUGCUUGACUUUUGUCUCUGACCCUGGGGUUAUGUUCGGGCUGUUUAAAAUGCCACUAGCUCUCAUCUGUGAGGUGGAACCUUUGCCUGAGACUAAUUAGAAAACUAAAUUAUGAAGUUGUUGGCAGGAUGUCAUGUGGCUGAAUUGGAUGGCUAUUUUAAGGAACAUGGUUAAAGUGAAUCCAUUCUCACAUGACUUUUAAAGUGAUUGUCGUUCGCUGCGACUGUGUCUGUGUUAUUUAAACUACCCCCAACUGCUACUCAGUAACAGCUUUUAAUGGCUAAAUAUACUUGUAUAUUGUAGCUCAAAUUUGUUAUUUGAGGCCAAAAAAUUUGGGAGAGAUAUUGAAACUAUCUCACUGAUUAUGCCAUUACUCCAUGCAUGGUUAAUAGCUUUUAAAAGCAGCAGUAAACUAAUCUGAAAAGUAUUAUAAAUAUAUUUACUGUUCAAUAAGAUGGCCAUCCCACAUGAUACUGUUGGGGAAAUAAGGUAGAUGGUUCACCUUCAAAGGGUAAGAACCAGUAAAGAGAUCUCUGUGUGUGUCCAUGUAUGUUUAUGUUCAUUAUAUACCCUUUUAACUCUCUGAUAAAGGAAAAGGAGAAUCAUAGCUGUAGAAUAUCACUUCUAGCAUUGUGUCAAGUGUUUCUUUGUAAUUUCCAAUCAGGACUAGGAUCGCUAGCAUCUAAACCCAACUAUUCUGACAACCAAUCUCUUGUUUGUGUUCUUGUUAAUAGGGGUAGCCAAGCCAACAUCUGCUCUUUACACCAAAGAAAUGUGAGGGUAUAUAAUACUUAGGGGUUACUAUAACUAGUUAUUCAUUUUUUUCCUUGCUUGCAUUGUUGUUCUGUAGGAAGUGUUGCACAGUACCAGUUAAGGGUAAGGGGAAUGGAGCAAUCAUGUGAAUGCAACACAUAAUGUGUCUGUUAAAAGUGUUUUUGAGUAUUACACAAAUAUUCAACCAAACACUAUCAAAACAUGUAUUGCAGCACUGGGAAAUUUUGUUUGUGUAAACUUUGAUCUUGGUAAACUUCUUCCUUUAUUUACAUUAUAAUUUUCCUUUUCAUCUUGGUAAGAAAUGACAAAUAUAUUUGAUAUCUGGUAGAGUAGAUUUUCAUUAUAUCUUUGCAAGGCUGAAAUAAUUACUUCAAUUUUGUGGGAGUUACUGCAUUGGAAAAAAAUAACAGUUGAGGAGUGAUCAAUCUGACACUGAAACAGUCUGUAGCUGAAAUAUGCUCAAAAAUGUAUAAAAAAGUAGUUUUCACAACUGCUUAAACUGUGCUUGAAAUCUGUAAUUUUGUAUACAGAUGACUCAAAAUGGAUUAUUAACCUUAUAAUUAUGCAUGCAAACACAGUAUUGCUACUCUCUCUACAUGCAUCCCAUUCUCAAGACAUAUUUUUAACAUUGCUCCCCAUAAUUUAAGAUUGAUUUUGCUAUUAUAUAACGCCUUGGUGCAUCAUGUAUUAUUGUGGUGGUGUGAUGCUUCAUUAGUUGUCUGGUUUACAACCUCCAGAUUUUUUUCUAGUUUAUUUUAGUAGAAACUGUUAAUAGAAUUGUCUGCACUGUGUCGGUUUGCCACACAUAAUCUUCAGAAUUUUGAUCUUUACUGCCUGAAUUUUUUUUUUUAAUUUUGCAACGUAUUUUUUAGUUGUUGCAUUUUUUCCCCUUAAUUUUUCACUUUUACAUAGUGAAAUGUUCCUUUAUGAAAAGCAGGUGGCAUUGCAAUCAAUAACCUUAUUUUCUCUUUGCGAUGAACUGAACUGUGGCGUUAUAUAAUACCAAAACUUUUUAAAUCGUGUAUAUCGUGUGAAUAGAGAAGUGCAUAUUCAGAAUUUCCUUCAAAAUACCAACUUGCUGCUUUUGGUUUUUCAUUUAGUACAAUACAUGUGCAUGUUGUUGAGUUUAAUGGUUUUAAUUAUUUACUAAUGUGGCUGCACUGAUAGAAAGGUGCUAAGAUGGCAUCAUCUGUUCUUCUGCAGAGAUCAGCUGAAGCAGUUUCAUCUUGUUGGCUUCCUGUGUUUGGAGAUAGCUAAAAAGUGAUAGUAGACCAGAAUGCUUUGACUACACUUUUCUGCUUUACCAGUUUCUACCCAAAUGCUUGCUAAAAUCUAAUACUAGGAGCUGAAAGGCUUGUUCUCUUGUUUCAAGUUUUUGUCACAAAUGGAACUGUUGUUCAUAUAUGACUGAAAGUCCAAUGCCAGGCUCCCCCUUGACUUCAUCAGGGCUUCAAGCAUUCUGAAACUGGGUUCUAAUUUUGCUCAGAGCAGCAUGUCUUAAUCUCCAUUCUAAUGUGUAACAUGGCAGUCUUCUCCACAGAAUCCCAUUUCUUCCUUUUUAAGGAAGAAAAGAGUGGCUGUUCCUUUGUAGUCGUUCCUCAAACAUAGUUCUGUUCUAAACUGGAGUUUUCACAAGUCCUUGUACUACAAAAAGUUUCCCUGAGAGAACUUCUGAGUAAAAUAGUCGUGAUAGUAAAAAGAGGUGGUUUUAUUUUCUGGUUUGGUUGGGCACAGGGUUUUUGAAAACUCUUUAUUAGGUGUAUUUCGCAGAGAUGAUGCCCCAUGGUUAAAUUUAUAGGUGCUAACCAUUCUGGUUGUGUCAGUACUCCAGAAACAUCUGGGAUAAGGUGAUGAAGUUUCUCUCUCAGAUCAUGGAGAUGCUUAGUUUUACCAUGGGAAAGUGUGGGCCAGUCUUCCACCCAAUUGCCAGUUCUUCUUGAAUUUCCUUUACAUUCUCAAAUUUGAGAGAUCUGCAAGUAUCUGAAAACUGUGUGUGCCAACACUAUGGGAUAUAGAAAUGGAUACUCCUCCUUAUGAGUGUAGGUGGAUGCUGCAAAUAGUACAAAUCCUGACCUUUAUGACAGGCAUGAAUGAUGAACAGUCUGUUUUGUGUGGAGAUACCCUGCCUACACCAUGCUCCUCUAGGUAGGAAACACAAUUCAAGUUUUCUUAAGAUUUUUCCUGUACCCCUAAAUUUCAUUUGAGAGAAAUGCAUGGUUGGUGAAGUAGGGAAAUCCAGCAGGGGAAGCUGGGGAUACAGGACUUCAGGGUGUACUGUGGAUUGAGUACAGCAUCUGCAGGGAUGUUUUUCUCAGAACCAGGAGUGGGGGUGUACCACAGAGCCCCACUCAAAGGCUGCCCUGCAGACCUGCAGCUCCUAGGGUAGGCUGCAGAAAGAACCUGACUACUUCUAGAUAGCUCCUGUUGAGGAGAUUGCUGUUGAGGGUAAUUUAGUAAAAAAACCUCGAAUAGUGUGACUCGCCAAGAGAAGUUCUUUCUUCCUGAGAAUUGCAUGUAUGAGACCUUGUUGGCAGGGUUGGUUUAAUAGUUGCCUGUUUAACUAAAUCAAGAUUUUGGCCUUCCAGACACAUCAAAAUAAAGAAAUGCAUGUUGUGACACUUGGUGACUUGGAAAUUCAAAGAACUUUCUCAAUUGGCACAGUCAAGUAGGGCUUCAAAACAGUUAGCUGUUAUACAGAGUAUUUUUGUAAGGGUUUUGAUUUCCUCGCAGAGGAAGAAUUGAAAGGAAAUUACUUCAGACUAAUGUAUUUUUAGUAGGAAGAAAUUAAUAGCUUGAUAUUAGGUUUUUUUCUUUAUCUAACUCCUUUUAAAUUUCCCUCUCCAUUUUUCAAUCUGCUUUCUCCUGGCAGAGAGAGCCAUGUUUCAAAAUACACAUUGUUGGCUGGGAAGAUCAUCCAGUUGGAAUGAAAUUCCUCUUGACUUUAUGCUAAUCAAUUUAUCAUUGAUUAUUAUGUGCCUUUUUCUGAAGCUUCAGCUGGUUAAAUCAACUCAUCAUACUAAGAAACCUGAAGCUAGAAAGUAUUUUAAACAGCAACCACUCAACAGAAGAAUUCCGUGGUUAAUUCUGAAAUAUGUUUGUUUAUGUAUAAGAAAGAUGAGUCCUUACAGAGAUCUCUUCUAUGACUUGUGAGCAUAAGUAGUUAAUAUUUCUUACUUAAAUUUGGUAUUGUAUUUUAUUAGCAAAAUUUCAUCAGUGGCAGCAUCAGAACUUAAGGCAAAAAGAAAUCAGGUUGUAAUAAUGGGUAAUAUAGAGAACUGUCACGUCAGGCACUCCAAAUUGAGUGACUGAGAAUUCAGGAAGCUUCUGCUUGCAUUUAGUAACCAUACAAUACUUCUUUUUGCCUCUCCUUAAAGCUUUGCCUGUGUGAGAAUUGCCUUUCAGACUUCCUUAAAGGCUUAAUUUUGCCCAAAUUAAAGGUCAUAGAGUAGAUAAUCUCAAUGCUUAGGCUUUGUGCAUCUGUCACCAUCUGACUGCAGAGAAAAAUCUGUAAUAUUCCUAGGGUGUAUCAUGUCAGCAUUUGUACAGACUAUGUGGGUCUGAUAACUUAUGCCUUUUUCCAUGUUAACUGCUCAGAGAUUUUUGAUAAUUGUGGUGCUUUUGUAACUUUGUUCUAAGGAAGCUAAUCCAUAAAUUUGUAGCAGUUCAGUCCAACAAUAAGUGAUCAUCUCUUCUACAUAACAACAAAAAGAAGAAAUCUCAACUAAUUUUUGUAGCAAGUUUAAGCAAGUAGAAACUCAUAUAAUCAUGGUGUUUUCCUAGAAAGUAUCUUUAGAACCACAGAAAUAUAUAAGACCUCCCCAUAUUUUUCUUAUCACAUAGGGGAAAUGUUGGUAAUCUCUGCAGUCUGACCAACCAAGGGACAGGAGUUGAUCUGGAAGAUAAAUCUUGUUUGGUGAUCUUCCAGGGUUUUUUGUUAAAACAUUUAACCUGGGCAAUAGCUUAAAAGAUCCCUUCAUGCUCUCUAAAGGGAAGGUUGAAAAUAAGUUUGUAUGUGGAAUAAUAAAUGCUAAAAUUUGUCAUAAUGGAUGAGAAUACAGUAGUGAAAUUCCUGAAUACAGUUGGAGUUUUCUGAUGGCUUUUGAUGUGUUUUGUAAGCAUUCAAGUUCCAGCGUAGCUUUCCCUUUUUCUUAAUGUGAAGUCAGUGUCUUUAUUAGUACACAGGCAAAGCUGUUUCAUAGAUAAUUGAGUACAGGUAAAUAUAUAGUCCUGAUAACUGCUCUGUCAGAAAGUUACACCACUACAGAAGAAAGGACAGAUUACAACCAGAUUAACUUGUUAGGAGUCAUAGUUGAAAUAUACUUUAUAACAGCAAAUCGUUACGUAUUUACCUGUAAAACAGCAAUAUGCUACUAUUCAUCAGGGGCUUUCACUGCUUACGAAGCUGAAAAUACUUUAAUGCUUUAAUACUUUUUACUGCAAUACAGUAAUUUGGUUAUCACAUAUUUUUCAAGUCAAGGGAUAUCUGUCUGAAAUUACCUUCUCCUUGCUCAUUUAAUCAGUUCUUUUCUAAUAAGUAUCGAUUCUGAGACCUCUCCUUCUUAAUGUUCAGUAUAUGUCCCUUUUCCACCUGUGUUCCCUGGAUUUGCUUUUGCAAAACAAAGGAGUUUUGU
This is a messenger RNA of Catharus ustulatus (Swainson's thrush), 14765 nucleotides long. RefSeq names its product activating transcription factor 7 interacting protein (gene ATF7IP). The transcript is spliced from 13 exons. Gene Ontology annotation, biological process: DNA recombination; DNA integration; regulation of DNA-templated transcription. Gene Ontology annotation, molecular function: transcription coregulator activity; DNA binding; protein binding. NCBI's taxonomy places the organism in Eukaryota, Metazoa, Chordata, Aves, Passeriformes, Turdidae. The record is from RefSeq and is a predicted model, not a curated record. The coding region runs from base 515 to 4855 and encodes 1446 amino acids. Gene Ontology annotation, cellular component: transcription regulator complex; nucleus.